Molecule: messenger RNA, 510 nt
Organism: Iphiclides podalirius (scarce swallowtail)
Lineage: Eukaryota; Metazoa; Arthropoda; Insecta; Lepidoptera; Papilionidae
Source: the annotation of a GenBank genome assembly
AUGGAGGCAAUUAAAAACUUUCGCGCGCAACAAAACGACACGUCCAGCGAGCGGGUGGGCCGCAAUCUCGCGUCACACAAACAAAAGUCCGCGCGGGGUUCCGACGCAAUAUCACUUACGGGGUCCAUGGGGGUAAGGGGGAGAGGGGGGUUGCCACCAGACCCGCAAACUGAAUUUGCCCCAUCGUCCACUCAAAAGUCAGCGCGCUGGGCUGAGCCGCGCUCAGGCUCGAGCGCUGAGUCGUCAGGCCCGAGCGGACCGAGCGCCGAGCUAAUGCGGCGACCCCCAAACGACAAUUUAAUAAAGAAAGCUAAAGCCGCGCCGCGCCUCCGCAGUAAUAACUUUGUUUUCGACGCUAUGGCUUCUCCUUUACUGGGCAGGGUGCGGUCUCAUAGAGUUUUAUUUGCACGUCGCCUUAACCCGCGCGCGCUGCCAAUAUUAAAUUCUGCAAGCGCCCCCGCGCCCCCUCCCCCCGCCGACACGGGACACCCCCCUCUACAUAGAGCUCGC